AUGCAGUCGAAGAGGCUUACCACUGAGCCUCCAUGUAUAACAGAAGAAGUGUUUGAAGAAUGCUUAGCCACAGAUGAUAUGCUUGUGGACUACUUUAAUGAAUUUUUGAGUCUUCCGACUUUUGCCCAGCCAGUUAAGUUUAACUCUGACUUUGGGGUUUUUGAAGUGGUUAAUGAUGCCCCACAACGCAUGGAAAGCCAGAUGAAAAAAAUUCUACAUGAUCAGAAACCUCCAAAUCCCAUUUAUGAUGUUCUAAGGAAAGCAAAAAAUGAUGGGCAGCUCUCCAAAAUGUGCAGCACUUCCCUAACCUUCAAUAUUGAUACAAAUUACAACACUAUGUGUCUUGAUCAAGAACAAGCAAUUCAGUGGAUAAAGAAAGAAAGGCUUCCAGCAUUUCUAGAAAGCGACUGUUACUUUGAAUACAGGCUAGCUAAAUUGAUAUCACAGGUAGAAUGGAGCAAGACGGGCAUUAAGUUCAUUAUAGACAGUGACUAUUAUCCCUGGAUAAAGAAGAAAGACCCAAGUUCUCCCUCUCCUGAGGAGGAUGACACUUUGUUGACCAUGAAGAAUUUCUACAUAUCGCUUGGCCAGGCUACGGUUUCUCAGACAAAGGAUUGGUUUACAUUAGCAAAACAAAGUGUAUCCAUGAACAUGAAAACUACAGAUUCAUUUACGCGUCCUGUAGCUUCUAGUCAGAUUCAAGAUAUCCAGUGUUUACCUGGGCAGCAUGAAAGAGGUGAUUCAUUAAGCAAAAAAGAUAGUCUUCUGGAAUCAGGCUCCUGGUCUAAGGAAUGCCACCAACAGAGUUUCCUUUACCCUUCAUGGACAGAAUCAGCAAAAGCCAACAUUAUCAGGGAGAGAUCCAGAGAGGCUAAAGAGGAUUCUUCUGUGGCCAUUGCUGAACCUCCUUCCCAUGCUCAGUUAAGAGUUUAUCUAGACCCAAAGUGCAACAGUGCAGCAAUAGAAGAAAAUGGACAGGAAAGCACAACUUUUCAGACACUAGAAGAAUUCAUACCAGCUUAUACUCAAUUUGUAAUGAAGGAACCUAUUUCAGAACUGACCCACCAGCCAGCUGCUGACAUUGUUUCCCAUGGUACUGCGGAGUCACUCUUUUCCCAAAGUUCUUCUCCAUUUACUGUCUUGGACUCCAAGGGAGAUGUAAGAGAACAAGAUACUGAAGAAGUAAGCUUAAGAUCAAGUUCUGAAAGUGAUGGGGCAGACAGUAGGGCUGCCUGGUGUAUUAGGCACAGGACUUAUGACACUGGCAACAGACAGCAGUUUGAAAGAUUCAAGAAGUUCAUUAAAGGAACACUUGGGGAGAGGUACUGGUGGCUCUGGAUGGAUAUUGAAAGACUAAAGGCUCUUAAGGACAAGGAUACUACAAGGCAGCAAAGGCAACUCAGUAAGAUGAAAAAACUCUAUCUGCUGAGCAGUGGAGACUACUUCCUCAGUUCGGAAGUGUUACUCAGACUUGAUCUACUGCAUGGAGAUCAGUGGAAUAUAAAGCAUUUAAGACGGAUUCAGCCUGAAGUAGUGAAACCUCUACUUCUUUACUGGGGUCCCAGAUUUUGUGUCGCUCAUUCAACAGCAAUAGAAACUGCCAGUGCAAAACUGAAGCUGUGGCACACGUGCCAUGAGAGACCAAGGGUGGACAUUGAUCCUUUUCCACAAAUGGUAUCAUUGCUACCAUUGACACCUAAGUCUUGCAUACCUAGGAUACCACCUUCCGUUCCUCAGGGAUCAUUAAGAUCACCAACCCUGCCAUUAAGUCAGAGUUCCCAAAGGGAUGUAAUUUCUAGCAGUAGAAAGUGGCCAAAGUCAGUGAGCAGAGAUGUGAUUCGUUGCUCAGCUUUGGAUGACACCGAAGACUCAAAAUACCAGUGUCAUAGAAAGUAUACCUAUGCUGAGCUGCUCCUGGGGAAAAGUCCUGCAGGCAAUGUUGUCUUAGGGGGAUCAAGUAUGGAAAGCAUGCUGCAGUGUCUUUAUUUGGAGAACAGAGCAGGAUACUACUUCACACACUUCUGUGAGAAGUCAGGGAAUAAGUUGUGGAAGAACAGUGCGUACUUUUGGUUUGACCUACAGGCUUAUCAUCAGCUUUUCUACCAAGAAACUCUUCAUCCUUUUAAAAUAUGCAAGCAAGCUCAAUUCCUUUAUGCAACUUAUAUUGCCCCAUCUGCCAGUAUGGAUAUUGGACUUCAUCAGAGUAAGAAAAACAUGAUUCACCAGAAAAUUGACCCAGCUUUUGAGGAUCUUUUUGACCCAGCAGAAGAAUAUAUCCUGGAUGUUCUGCUAGAACCAUGGAUGAAGAUGGUGGAAGCAGACAGGUACACUUUUGGAAAGGUGGAGUUGGUGGAAGAAACUCGACAGCUGGACUCCGUGUACUUUAGAAAGCUCCAGGCUUUGCAUCAAGAGAGUGGUUCCAAGAAGGAUGAGAGUACUGUUGCUGACACUGGUCUGCCAUCCUGCCCUGACGCUCUCAAAGAAGAUCAGCACUUGCGUCAAGUUCCCAAAGAGUUGGCAGAACCUAAUCUAUCUGACCUGAUCCACAACAAAGAGAAGUUAGAACAGUUCUGGGCUUUUCUUAAUGAGCAUUCUGCUGGCAUGGAUCUCAUGUGCUGGAUAGAUAUUGAACAGUUCAGAAAGAUGCCCCCCAAGGAUAAAGAAAAAAGGGAGGAAAAAUCUAAGGACAUUAAAAACAAGUACUUGAACAAAAAAUACUUCUUUGGACCCAACAGCCCAGCUACCAGAGAACAACAAGAACAGCUAAUGCAUUCAGGUGGAGGAUGGGGACAAAUCCUUCAUGAUCAACUUUCGGCAGCGGUUCUGCUAGAAAUUCAGCAAUGCGUCCAGAAGAGAUUAGAAAAACAAUGGCUGCCAUUGUUCCUGGCAGAUGAGCACCAUGGGGCGGAGGGACAAGCAAAGAUAAGGAACAUAACUGAAGAUCUUCCGGGACAAAAACAGGAGAAGACAACUAGGAUUUGGAAGCAUGUGGACAGUAAGUGGGUUUCUUCAUCCAGUGAAAUAAUUGCUUUUCGCAAAGCACUGUUGAAUCCGGUGACAGCAAAUCAGUUUCAAUGCUUUGUGUCACUGAAAGGAGACCUACUGGGGAACGGAGUGCUUUUUUGGCAAGAGGUACAGAAGUAUAAGGACUUGUGCCAUUCUCAUUGUGAUGAUGCCACAGUCCAGAGAAAGAUCACAGCUAUUAUUGACUGCUUUAUUAAUUCUGCCGUACCGCCAGCUUUGCAGAUUGACAUCCCAGCUGAACAAGCAAAGAAGAUUCUGGAGCACAGGAAAGAACUAGGACCUUACAUUUUUAGAGAAGCACAGAUGACUAUUUUUGCUCUUCUGUUUAAAUUUUGGCCAAAAUUUUGUAAGUUUCGAAGCAAUUUGGCUAGUGACAAAAUUCUACUUGCUUUGGAGAGGAAAAAGGGAAAAAAGAUGCGAAAGAAGGAAGGCAAAAGAACAGAGGGUAAAGAAAUGGUGAAAAAACUCAUCAGUCUGUCAAGAAGUGUUUUGGGAGAUGAGAUUGGUGUGGAGAGAGGACCAGCAUCAUUUUCAGAUGGAUAUGGGUGGCAGGCUUCCUGGUCCUAUUCCAAGUACAUAGAAGCCUUGGAGCAGGAGAGAAUACACCUUAAAAUGCAAGAAGAUCUGGAGAAAAAAUCAUCAUCAUUCCUUACAGGUACCUCAUCUAUGUCCUUCCCAAAGCCUAGAAACUCUGAAAAAUCCACCAUUUCUCCAAAUACUAGUAUGAUUUUGGAGAAACACUCAAAUCUCCCCAAGAAACAGAAA
Antrostomus carolinensis (chuck-will's-widow) is the source of this 3789-nucleotide messenger RNA. RefSeq names its product regulator of G protein signaling 22 (gene RGS22). The annotation marks the transcript as partial. The transcript has 27 exons. Gene Ontology annotation, biological process: regulation of signal transduction. Gene Ontology annotation, cellular component: nucleus; cytoplasm. NCBI's taxonomy places the organism in Eukaryota, Metazoa, Chordata, Aves, Caprimulgiformes, Caprimulgidae. Gene Ontology annotation, molecular function: G-protein alpha-subunit binding. The record is from RefSeq and is a predicted model, not a curated record.